This is a messenger RNA of Rosa chinensis, 531 nucleotides long. RefSeq lists its product as uncharacterized. Gene Ontology annotation, molecular function: nucleic acid binding. The transcript has a single exon. Lineage: Eukaryota; Viridiplantae; Streptophyta; Magnoliopsida; Rosales; Rosaceae. The coding region runs from base 1 to 531 and encodes 176 amino acids. Gene Ontology annotation, biological process: DNA integration. The record is from RefSeq and is a predicted model, not a curated record.
AUGGGUGGUGAAGUUGAUAAACUGGCAAGAGAAUGGGGAAUACAGUUCGUCCAUUCUAGUCCUUAUUAUGCUCAGUCUAACGGUCAAGCGGAGGCCAGUAACAAGAUCAUUAUCAAUUUGCUGAAGAAAAUGUUGGAAGCUAAUCCGCGACAAUGGCAUGAGACACUUUAUGAGACUCUUUCGGCCUACCGCACAUCUAAGCGGAAUCCCACCACGACAACACUUUAUGCUUUGAUGUUUGGCCAUGAUGCAGUCCUGCCUUUGGAAAUCAACUUCCAAUCAUUACGAGUUCAAGAGCAACAUCAUCUCAUUGGAGAAGACUGCGUUCAGGCUAUGUGGCAGGAACAUGAAAACCUUAGCGAAAAGCGCUUGGAGGCUUUAGAUAGUUUGGUCAUGGAAAAGCAACGAGUCGCUCACGCCUAUGAUAAGCGGACGCGGGGGAGGAGUUACAGUGAAGGAGAGUUGGUUUGGAAAGCAGUUCUCCCACUUGGCGAAAAGUUAGAUGGUCGCGGCAAAUGGACUCUAAGAUAG